AGAAUCUAUGUCUGAUCCGCGGUCCUCCGACGAAGAAAUGUUUUAUCCGGAGGCACUUACGUGUGAUCCACGGUUACCUGACGCUAGUAUAUAUGGACCGAACUUCGAUUCAUACAUGGAUGCUAAAACAUGUGUCUUUUGGGACGUCGAGGAUUACCCAAUCCCUCAUGGUUCCGAUCCUGUUUCGCUGGGGCAGAAAAUCAAAUCAGUUCUCUUGGCUGCGAAUUAUCGUGGGGAAGUCUCAAUCAACGCUUACGUUGAUACGUUGUCGGAUGAAUUGCGAAGUCAAUACUUGGACGCCGGAAUCACAGUCGAUCUCAUGCCCCAAGGGGAUGAAUACGCUAGGAGUUCUUCCCUGUUUGUGGACGCUUACCUGUGGGCACUGGAUAAUCCUGCACCAGCAAAUAUGAUUGUACUCUCCAAAAAGGUGUUCGAAACGGUAGAAAGGAGAAAUGCUCUGAGUAUAUUUCAAAGUUUUUACAGGGUAGGUUUUGCUGUUGUUUUAUCCGAUACUGACUUGAGCUGGCUACCUCCUGACACGGAUUGGCUACCUCCUCUAGCAAGGUCAACCUUGUUUUUGACGGGCCUUUUUGAUAAGAAGCGGAAGAGAGAGGGAACUCCUACCAUGACUUCUUCUGAAACAAAAAAUGAACAAACCUCUUUCUUCCAACAUAAGCUAAAACCACCAAAGACUUCACCGGGUAGCAUUUUCCCAAUCACUUCGUGUUUUGACCAUCCGGUAAGCCUUUCCAUGGCUGCAUUCUACUCUGAACAACAAGCAAGCGAAUAUCGGUGGACUCAAUGGAUUUAAGCUUUGAACAAUUGUCUUGUAGUCUCCUUGCAAACUGAUGACUCUACCUGUUAUUGAUUUCUCACUAGUACUUGACCAACGAAGCAGACUCGUGCACGAGUUAACCAAGAACACACACAUCAGAAGAAGAAUCCGAAUGAUUAUUUUAACCAAACUUUCUAAGUUUUAGCAUAUGAUGGUUUUCUCCUCCUCACCUGUAUGACACAAGAAAUCAAUUUUUUUGUU
Molecule: messenger RNA, 1036 nt
Organism: Arabidopsis arenosa
Lineage: Eukaryota; Viridiplantae; Streptophyta; Magnoliopsida; Brassicales; Brassicaceae
Source: the annotation of a GenBank genome assembly